This is a messenger RNA of Drosophila obscura, 3197 nucleotides long. It is a transcript of the gene Usp8, whose product is annotated as ubiquitin carboxyl-terminal hydrolase 8. Gene Ontology annotation, molecular function: cysteine-type deubiquitinase activity. The transcript has 9 exons. The record is from RefSeq and is a predicted model, not a curated record. Lineage: Eukaryota; Metazoa; Arthropoda; Insecta; Diptera; Drosophilidae. The coding region runs from base 212 to 2875 and encodes 887 amino acids. Gene Ontology annotation, biological process: protein deubiquitination.
UUCGAUAGUUGCACCGAUUGUAGUUUCUGGGAAUUUUUUUUUGCUGAAGCAAGUGGUUUUUAUUGUUUUAUGCAGCCCAGCCAGCCCGCAGGUCGUAAAAAGUUCCUGCUGCUAUGACCCCUACAGCGGCGUCAUUGUCCACCACUCCCAGUUCCACGUAGCGUCCACCACAACACCAACAAACAGAGACGGAAAAAAAGACACCCCAAAGAUGGCCCAAUUGAAAAAAUUGCACAUGACCGACAACCUUGGUACCCUGGAGGAGUUGUCCGACAUAAAGAUAGACUUGCGCGGCAAGAGCAUGAAAAUAUUACUCGGCACUGCUCGCAAACUGUUUAUGGUGGCGGAGGAGAAUCGACUGGAUGGCGACGAGGAGUUGGCCUACAUCAACUACGUGAAGUACUUCAACAUGAUAUCGGCCAUUCACCACAGGCCCGACUAUCAGAGCCACAAAGUGCAGGUGCGUGAGGCGCUGGGCGACACCGAAGCGAAUCGUCGAAUUAUGGACUCCCUCGAGGUGAUAACCGACUCGCUCUCAAAGCGCUACAGCCAGCUGCAGAAACAGUCGAACCCCCUGCCCAACCAGACGGAGCCUCUCAGAAAUGGCGCCGCGACCACACAUGCCGCUGACUAUGCUCGAUUGGGCGUGGUCUCGUGCAAGGAGCUGUUCCGACGAAUGCAGGAGAAGUCCGUGCUGGUGAUGGACUGCCGUUCCAGUGCCGACUACGAAGAUUCGCACCUCACCUACUUUUGUGCAUUCAAUGUGCCCGAAGAUCUUAUAGCGCCAGGAAUGUCGGCUGGCAGAUUGCAGGCUCGGCUUAGCAGCAGCGCCAAGGCCUCGUGGGCGUCGCGCUCUGUCAAGGAAUCGGUGGUGCUGAUGGACUGGAACAGCAAGGAUGCCCAGCCAGCGGCAAAUACAGCGAUAGCCACGCUCCUGGACAUACUCAAAAAUUGGGAUCCCGAUGUCACCUACCGCUCGCCCAUACAAAUCGUCGAGGGUGGCUACGAGUACUUCAUCAUGAUGUAUCCCGCGAACUGCACCAAUCCCAGUGUACAGGCGCCGCAGCAGAACAACAACGACAUCGAAACCAUCGAUGACAUCGAGUAUCCUUCGAUCAAUGACAUUACCAUGAAGGAGGACAUCAGUCCGCGGGACUUCAGGCCUCGUCCGGACAUCAAUCGGGCCAGCAAGCAGGCCGCUCUGCGCACCUACGAUCAGGCCAAGCCCGUAGCCGAGAUCAUGCGCGACCAGGCGGAGUUCCUGCAGCGGGCGCAGCACAACGACGAGCAGCUGGAGGAUGCGGCCAAGUCGUGGAAGCGCCUCAUCCAGCGGAAGAGUCCCUCGGGCGACCUCAGCGAGUCGGAGCAGCAGCUGCUCUACAAGAUCCUUCAGCUGGAAAACCAAGCCGAGGAUUAUAAAAUUGAAAACAAUCGCCUGCGCGACGAUGUCGAGCGCUUAAAGACGUCCCAGACGGUGGCACCGCAGCAGGUGACCCCCAACGAGGCGGAGGCCACCAGGCGCAUCGAAUUGGGGAUUCUGCAGCGACAGCGGCUGGACGAACAGCACGAGCGCGAACGGCAGGAGCGGGAGAAACAGCUGGCCAUUGCCCGCGCGGCCAAGAAGCAUUACAAGCCACCGUCGCCACCGCCAUCACCGACACAGGAGCUUUCGAGAAGCAUUGAAUCUCUCCUCAAGUCGCCCACCGAUGGGGAUGCCGAUUUGGAUCUGGCCUUGGAAGGGAGUCUGGCCGACAAGCCCACGUUCGAUCGGACGACGAAGCCGACGGCAAGGCCCAGGAGUGAGGAAAGGACAGCGUCACGGGAUCGUGAUUUCUCCCCCGUUGUAGGCCACAAUGUGGGAAGGGGUCUCACGGGAUUGAAGAACUUGGGGAAUACCUGCUACAUGAACAGCAUUCUGCAGUGCCUGAGCAACACGCCCCACCUGGCGGAGUACUGCUUAUCGGACCAAUACAAGAACUACAUCAGUCGCAGCAACAAGACGAAUGGCCAGGUCAUCGAGGAGGUGGCAGCUCUCCUCAAGGAGCUGUGGAAUGGCCAAUACAAGUGUGUGGCCAGUCGGGAUCUGAGGUAUGUGGUGGGGCAGUACCAGAAGAUCUUUCGCGGCGUUGAUCAGCAGGAUUCGCACGAGUUCCUCACCAUACUGAUGGACUGGCUGCACUCUGACCUGCAGACGCUCGAUGUGACGCGAAUGCGGGAAACGAUCGGCGCGGCAGAGAAGGCUUGGCUGGACUUCACCAAGGCCAAGGAGAGCAUUAUAUUGCAUUUAUUCUAUGGACAAAUGAAGAGUACCGUCAAGUGCGUGGCCUGCCACAAGGAGUCGGCCACCUACGAGUGCUUCUCGAAUCUCAGCCUCGAGCUGCCGCCGAACGCCAACCAGUGCCAGCUGAACCAGUGCAUGGACAUGUACUUCAGUGGGGAGCGCAUCCACGGCUGGAAUUGUCCCAAUUGCAAGACGAAGCGGGAUGCAAUCAAGAAGCUGGAUAUAUCCAGGCUGCCGCCCGUGCUGGUGGUGCAUUUGAAACGCUUCUAUGCGGAUCCCAGCAACACGGGCGCCUACGUCAAGAAGCAAAACUAUCUGCGCUUUCCCCUGCAGAACCUGGAAAUGAAUCCGUAUAUUGCACGCGCCGAGUCGCGUGCUGUAACGCCCAAGACCUAUCAGCUGUAUGCCGUCUCGAAUCACUACGGCACCAUGGAGGGCGGCCACUACACGGCCUUCUGCAAGAGCGUCAAUUACGGACGCUGGUAUAAGUUUGACGAUCAAGUGGUUUCGGUGCUGGACACGUCGAAUGUCGUCUCGAGUGCCGCCUACAUUCUCUUUUACACCUGGCUGCCGCCCGUGCAGCUGCCGGAGUAAAUCUGGCUGAACUUCCCGCUCCGCUGAUUUUUUUGAUAGCUUCUAAGUUCUAGUCGCUUCACCCCAACUACCGCCUAAUUGUUGCUAUCUGUUGUUGUCUAGAACCAUUGCCGGACAAAUAGUAUUAGGAAUAGGGAUAUAUAUAGGAAUGGAUUCGAUGCGAUACGAUGCGGGUUGGAUUCACACAUUCGCCGAUACUAAGAGAACUUCAAGUACAUUAUGAGUGUAUAGCAAAUGGCAGAGUGCACACAUGGUGUAUAUUAUUAUAUUUUACAAGCAUAUUUUUAAACCAAAUAAAUGAAAUUAAAUUUCUAAACAUUAA